Desarmillaria tabescens is the source of this 1470-nucleotide messenger RNA. RefSeq names its product cytochrome P450. Lineage: Eukaryota; Fungi; Basidiomycota; Agaricomycetes; Agaricales; Physalacriaceae. The record is from RefSeq and is a predicted model, not a curated record. Bases 1 to 1470 code for a protein of 489 amino acids. Gene Ontology annotation, molecular function: monooxygenase activity; oxidoreductase activity, acting on paired donors, with incorporation or reduction of molecular oxygen; iron ion binding. The transcript has 10 exons.
AUGCUGUCCGAAGGUUACAUAGUAGCGACUGCGCUAGUUAUUAUUCUAGCCCUUAGACAUGCUCUUGGACUAAAUCAGCUCAGACACAUUCCAACAUGUGGACCGAGUACGCCUCUCUUGUCCUACCUCGGCUCUCUGUGGUUUUUCUUUGAUGCUACCGGUGUUCUCCAAUAUGGCUACAAUAAAUUUUCAAACAGAGUAUUCAAAAUUGCACAUCUGAACCGCUGGAUGGUGGUAGUGGCAUCGCCUGAGCUCAUUGAAGACUUACGGAGAGCACCGGAAGACGUCUUGUCGUUCCAGGAAGGCGUGAGUGAAGUCCUCCAAAUCCCUUUCACUGUGGGUGAAGCUAUUUCCCGAAAUCCGUAUCAUACACCCAUCGUACGGAAUCACAUCACCAAGACCUUGGCGUCUAUGUUUCCAGAGAUUCAUGACGAAGUAGCAGCUGCUUGCAGUGACAUUUUUAAUUUUGAUUCCGGUGAAUGGGUCUCAUUUCCUGCUAUGGAAUCAGUCAUGCGGAUUGUAGCUCGAGUCAGUAAUCGCUUGUUCGUAGGGCUGCCUCUCUGCCGAAAUGAAGAGUUUUUGCACCUUAAUACCCAUUUCACUGUUGAUGUAGCCUGGGCGGCGACCGUGAUUGGACUAUGUCCUUCGUUGAUCAGACCAUACGUGGCACGAUUAUUUCCUAACAUCCAGAAAUCCUUGAAAAAGGCUGCACAACUUCUGGAGCCUGUAAUCACAGAGCGGAGAAGUGCUGUCGACAGUCUCGACUUCGGCAAUCCUCCUGACGUCCUGGGCUGGAUCCUCGAAGAAGCCCAAGGUGAUGAGCGUUCUUUACAAAACUUGGCCAGGCGAAUUCUCACCAUCAACUUUGCCGCAAUUCAUACUACCUCCCUUACCUUCGUCCAUGCCCUCUAUCAUUUAGCCGAGAAGCCGGCAUACCUCCAGCCACUCCGGGAAGAAAUUGAAUCCGUAGUGGCUGAGGAGGGAUGGACGUAUACCGCCAUGAAACGUAUGAAACGGCUUGACAGUUUUCUCAAGGAAUCUCAGAGACUCAACCCACUAGGGGGCUUAUUGAUGAUCCGAAAGGCCUUGAAACCGUUCUCUUUUUCGGACGGGACGACCAUUCCUGCGGGCACCUUCGUUUCCGUGGCCACUACACCAAUCCAUCACGACAACAAACGAUAUGAAAAUGCCUUAGGAUUUGAUGGGUUCCGUUUCUCAGACAAGACUAGUAACGGGACUUCAAUGGUCACGACCAGCCCGUGGUUCUUAUCCUUUGGACAUGGAAAGAACGCUUGCCCCGGACGAUAUUUCGCAGCUAGCGAGCUCAAAAUCAUGCUUGCUCACCUUGUACUUACCUAUGACAUCAAAUUGUCACAAGGAAAGGAACGGCCGCGUAAUACCUGGAUUGCGUCCACAUGCGUUCCGGAUCCUUAUGGACGUGUUUCUCUUAGAAAACGGCCCAACUUUUAG